AGCCAGUCCAGAGAAAAGAGGAAGAAAGUUUGACACAAAAGGCACAACUAGCCGGUUUCACCCAAACCUCAUUAAAAUAGAGGAAAAGAGGAGGACAUGCUGGCUCAUCAAGGACACUGUCACAUGACUGUCUCACAGGACAGACUCAAUGACAGCCACUGCUGCUCUGGGAUCUCUACCCUCAAUACUGACAUUGUGGCUUUAAAGUGGGCUUCAUUGUUGUUUGGAUACACUUCUGUGGAAGCAGACAAUCCAAGGACAAAGGGACAUCACUCUGCUUCGUCCAAGCCUCAAAUCCUCUGCAGGAUGUCUGAGGGAGACAUUACAGUGCUGCCAUUCGGACCUGCAUCUGUGGACCUGUCCAGGCAGGAGCACUGUACACUGACCAGACUGUACUGCCAGAACGGAGGAUAUCACCUGAGGAUUUUACCAGAUGGAACAGUGACUGGUGGCAGGCAGGACGAUGACCGUUACAACAUCCUGAGGCUGAAGUCUGUGAGCGUAGGAGUGGUGGUCAUCAAGGGUGAGCUGACAGGAAGGUACCUGGCUAUGAACAAAAAUGGAGGCCUGUACGGAUCACAAGCACUGAAUGAUGAGUGUUACUUCCUGGAGAAGUAUGAAGAAAACCACUACAACACAUAUUGCGCCCAGAAGUACAACUGGUAUGUUGGGCUGAAGAGGAACGGCCAACCCAAAGCAGGACCAGACACCCACCAUGGUCAGAAGGCCAUCUUUUUCCUGCCAAGGCCUGCAGGCAACAUGUAAAGCAAGACGGCACCAGUAACAAUGGACACGCUCACUGAAGUCUUUAAAUGCGCAAAAAAGUGAAAUUUUAUACUAGUUUAAAGGUCACUUUAAAGCAGUACAACAGGCCGGUAAAGCCUUUAAUGUUAAUAACCUAAAUGUUUGUUUACCCCUCUUGUUUAUGCAGGGGAAAUGCAGUCGGGCUAAGCAGCAUGUACCGUAUGUGAUCAUUACAAGGAUAUAAGCUGAUACCCAGAAUGCCUUCUGCCUAUAAGCACAUACCAUAUACACCUUCUUACCGCAGACAGAAAAUGUGUGCGGUAUCAGUGCAUGUCAGUCUUGAUAAAUGGGUGUUCACUUUGAACCCAAGUAUGAAAUACCACUGCUGGAAGCCAGCAAUGGACCACUUUUACAAAGAAAUAGUUUUACGAUUGAUCACGUCUAGCACAAAGGAAACAAACAAGGCAGUAAAAAUAAAAAUGCCGACCAUCUGCCAUUGAAUUUAAAGUCAAACAAACAGUCCAGUACCGGGAAUUGGUAGUAACAUAAUUAUUUCAGUGCCUUGCUUUUUUUCACCUUUAUUUAUUGACACACAGUUUUUCACAGACAUUCACACUUGGAAGCUCCCCAGUAUAGUCUGAUCUGCUAGCCACUGAGCAGCAGUUAGGGUUAAGGCCCUCACUCAAGGGCACCUCAGUGGUGGUAAUGAGGGAGGGGCAAGUACUGCUUUUCACUUUCCCCGCACAAAUUUAUCCUGCUGGUCUGGGGGACUGAAACAAUGACCUACCAGUCACAAGCUCACUUCCCUAAACUUCAGGCCCACGUUACUUCAGUGGGGCGGAUGUUGACUUCUGAAUGACAGUCGUUACUUACUUAUUUUUAAUUUGCUCAACCCUGUUUGAUGCCCAUUUCUGUAACCACUUGUGUUCUAUGUGGAAUUUUAUUUUAUGAAAGCCACAAAAGUUUCUUCACACAAUAAGAGAUAUUUCUGCUGGGGAUAAAACAGAUGAAAAUUUUAAACACACAACGAUUAAGUUAAUUAAGAUACUUUAAGUUUCAAUUUUAGGUCAAUAGACAAAGUUGAUAUGACAUUAUUUGAGUGAUAAAAUGCUGCUUUUGAAAAUAUCGCCCUGACAACAGUAACACACGUGUAUAAUGUCAAGGCAGAUGUGAAAACUUUGUUUCAGUAAUCAGUGAGGUUACUGUUGAGUUGUAUGUUCUUGGUGAUAACAAAUGCUCAAUGGAUUAUUUGAUUUUGGUUGUAAGGAGGCAGAGAUGGACCAAAUAUUGACCAUUCUGUCCUGGACCGCAGAAGUCACAAAAUGUUUCCUUUCACUGGGCAAAAUGGCUUCACUUCAAGGACCAAUAGAUCUUCCUGUCAACAUGAUUCUUAUUUUGUUUGUAUUUUGUUGCUACUGAAACAUUAUAUUAGAUUAACUUAAUGUUGUGAAUAUUUAUUUAAAGAGUUGAAUUGCUAAUAAAAUUAAUUGUUCUGAACAUUGUAAUGGACACUUAAAUAAAAUAAUAUUUUUUUCAUAAUGAAGGAGCAAAAAGGUAAUGUGAUUUACCUUUGCACAAAGUAAAAUUGAAUUAAGUGUAUUUAAAUGUAAGUCUGAAUUAUUAUAAAUAAAAAAAACUAUAAUUAUUGUUCUUCCUAAAACAUAGAGAUGUGAAUAAAUUUACAAACUUAUAACUGUGCAUAUGUAUCAUUAAAGGAACAAGCUGUGUCCAGUGUCCAGUACAUCUGUUGCAAAUCA
Micropterus salmoides (largemouth bass) is the source of this 2501-nucleotide messenger RNA. RefSeq names its product putative fibroblast growth factor 1. Gene Ontology annotation, molecular function: growth factor activity; fibroblast growth factor receptor binding. The transcript is spliced from 5 exons. Gene Ontology annotation, biological process: positive regulation of gene expression; regulation of cell migration; cell differentiation. Gene Ontology annotation, cellular component: cytoplasm. NCBI's taxonomy places the organism in Eukaryota, Metazoa, Chordata, Actinopteri, Centrarchiformes, Centrarchidae. Bases 97 to 765 code for a protein of 222 amino acids. The record is from RefSeq and is a predicted model, not a curated record.